Molecule: messenger RNA, 1128 nt
Organism: Vigna umbellata (rice bean)
Lineage: Eukaryota; Viridiplantae; Streptophyta; Magnoliopsida; Fabales; Fabaceae
Product: rho GDP-dissociation inhibitor 1-like
Biological process (GO): Rho protein signal transduction
Cellular component (GO): cytosol; cytoplasm; membrane
Molecular function (GO): Rho GDP-dissociation inhibitor activity; protein binding
Source: RefSeq, a predicted model, not a curated record
UGACCUUCACGACGAUGAUGAUGAGGAGGAGGAAGAGGAGUCUCUCCCAUUUUUGUCGUUGAAUAUUUGUGAAUUGCGGAUCACCACAAGACCAUUUCCUUCUCUCUUUGCAAUCUUCACCUCUCUUCUUUGCCUUCUUGCUGCAACCCUUUCUUCUGCAACGCACUUCAAUUCUCUCUCACUCUAUCUAUCUUCGCACAACCCUUUUGCACGUUGGAGCGGAUUUCAAUUCUCUCUGAUCCUGUGUCUCUGGCUAGCUAGCUAGGUGGUGGUUCUCGUCAAGCUGCCAUCUGGGUUUCGCCACCGUUGAUGUCUUUGGCCAUUGGGGUGGUUUCCACGGCAAAAAGCAUGGGUUUUGAUGACAAAGGCAAGGAGGGUGCACCUGAAACGCAGCAGGCCGGAAAAACGGCUCACGAGGAGGAAAGUGGCGACGAACGAGGGACGAGUCUCAGUAGACACAUGAGUGAAGGCUCCGCUGCUGUCACCGAGGAUGAAGAAGAGGAUGUCGAGAGGAAGAUCGACUUGGGUCCCCAGUGCACUUUGAAAGAGCAACUCGAAAAGGAUAAGGAUGAUGAGAGCUUGAGGAGGUGGAAGGAACAGCUUCUUGGCAGUGUUGACAUUAACGCUGUUGGUGAAUCUCUGGAGCCGGAAGUGAAGAUCCUGAGCCUUGCAAUCAAGACAGCUGGUAGAGAAGACAUUGUUCUUCCCAUACCAGAGUCAGGAAAUCCGGAGGGUUUAUGGUUUACUCUGAAAGAAGGAAGCCGUUACAGUCUGAUGUUCACUUUCCAGGUGAGCCAUAAUAUUGUUUCAGGUCUCAAAUACACCAACACUGUAUGGAAAACCGGUCUCAAGGUUGACAGCACCAAAGAGAUGAUUGGAACAUUCAGCCCUCAAGCAGAACCUUACACGCAUGAGAUGCCCGAAGAGACAACACCAUCAGGGCUUUUUGCUAGAGGGACAUAUUCAGCUAGAUCCAAGUUUGUCGAUGACGAUAACAAGUUGUAUUUGGAGAUCAACUACACUUUUGAUAUUAAGAAGGAUUGGGCUUAGGAGUGAACUCACCUCUUCCACCAAUGAUGCUUAAUCAUUAGUUCUUGUUAUUUGAGUUGAAUUCGCCUUCACUGUUUA